This is a messenger RNA of Ipomoea nil (Japanese morning glory), 1356 nucleotides long. RefSeq lists its product as uncharacterized. Gene Ontology annotation, biological process: ribosomal small subunit biogenesis. The coding region runs from base 93 to 1094 and encodes 333 amino acids. The record is from RefSeq and is a predicted model, not a curated record. NCBI's taxonomy places the organism in Eukaryota, Viridiplantae, Streptophyta, Magnoliopsida, Solanales, Convolvulaceae. The transcript is spliced from 5 exons.
CAUAGCCGCCAUAUUUCGGAGGCAAGACCUCAAUACUUUCUGUCGAAGUAGAACUCCGACUUGGACCUUUCGAACAAACAAUUUGUCCCAACAUGAACUUAAUUACAGGUUGCCAUUUCAAGGUGAGGUACGUCAGCCCGGACAUCUCCGUUUCAAAGCAAAUCAGUACAAGGAGUGGUGAUAGGUUUAGCAGGGUCAUUUGCCGCCAUAGCCAUCGCCUUUCAUUCCUCCGCCGCCGUACACAUCACCUUUCAUCCUUGUUUCGCCCCUACCAAUGUAUCUAUAAUCCCUGCCGACCCCUUAUAGCUAGUGCGAGGAAGAGAAACUCGAAGUCGGAGCCAAUUCUCUCGCCUUCCAUCGUUGAACAAGUGUUGAAGAAUGACGACGAAGACGAAGACAAAUUUCUUGCUGAGGACUUUGAAGACGAGGAGCUGCUGGAGGAUGAUAAUGAUGAUGAUUUCUUUUAUGAUGAGAGUUUUGAGGAAGAUGCUAAACUCUUUUUUGGCGAUGGAUCUGGAGGAGGUGGAAUUGCUCUUGCUGGGACACCAUGGGACAAAAAAGCAUUAGAAAUUGCUGAAGAAGUUGCUCUAUCAUUUGAUGGAGAAUUGGGAAUAUAUGCCUUUAAGACGCAAAAAAAUGCCCACAUUGAAGUGCGAGUGGAGAGACUCACGAACAAAUCAGGUUCUCCUAGUAUGGCAGACAUUGAAGCUUUCUCAUCAGCUUACAGAGCACGGCUUGAUGAAGCUGAGUCCUUAGGAUCUAUUCCAAAUAACUUAUCCCUGGAGGUAUCUUCACCUGGUGUGGAGAGGGUUGUUAGGGUCCCAGAAGAUCUUGAUCGGUUCAAGGAACGUCCCAUGUAUGUAAAGUAUGUGAGUGAAGGAAUCAAGAGUGGCAUGCCUACUGAACACGAUGGUGUAUUCAGGCUCGAGUCCUUCGAUUUGGAAACAAGUGUAUGCACAUGGGGAUUAGCCGACGUAAGGGUUAACCGAGAAAAAGCAGGGAAAGGAAGGCCCCUUAGCAAGAAGCAAAGGGAGUGGCGGUUAGACACGCCAUUCGAUUCUCUCCUUAUGGUCCGGUUGCAUUCAGAAAUGUAACCAUUGGGGUUAAAUUUUGUAUUCUUUAAUGUGAUUGCAGAAUAUUAGGAACUAACUCAAGUUUGAAGAAGACACGCCAGAAUGAAGUUAUAUAACCACCUUAGUAUUAUAUUAAAUGAAAAAUGAGUGCAGUUUAUACAUUGAUUGUUAACGUGGUGCUGUGCUCCAAGUUAAAGCGUAUUAUUAGCUCUUACACAAGUGUAGUCAUUUGGCGUUGUAGCUAAUCGAGACUAGGAGGUUCACGAAGAUAUAGGUUAUCAAA